Molecule: messenger RNA, 2211 nt
Organism: Penicillium cinerascens
Lineage: Eukaryota; Fungi; Ascomycota; Eurotiomycetes; Eurotiales; Aspergillaceae
Product: transcriptional repressor TCF25 family protein
Exons: 1
Coding region: 1-2211 (736 amino acids)
Biological process (GO): rescue of stalled cytosolic ribosome; ribosome-associated ubiquitin-dependent protein catabolic process
Cellular component (GO): RQC complex
Source: RefSeq, a predicted model, not a curated record
AUGUCUUCGCGUGCGAUUCGAAAGCUGCAAAAGCUGCGCGAACAGCAGCAGCUGGAACCAGAGGAGCACGAUGCGUCAAGCGAAGAUGAGGCCCCACGCCCCGCCAAACCGAAGUUCAAUGCUUUCGAUCUUCUCAAUGCCGGCGAUGACGAUGACGACAAGUCAGAGGAGGAGACUCCAGAGCCUGUAACGCAAGCUCCGCAGCCUGAAACCGAACCCGAACCCGAACCCACAAGGCCGAAGACCGCCAGCAAGAAGAAGAAAAAGAAGAACAAAAAGGCCAAAGCUGCCGCGACGACCGAACAAGCACUCAAGCCAUCUAAGGAUGCAGAGCUGGACGAAAUUGAUCGAGCUCUAAAGGACCUGGCCACGGAUGGUCAACCCUCAGCCGGCGCUGAUCUGUCAGCGAACACCCAAUCCAAUCGAGAUGACUCGUUCCCAAAAACCACCGACGAGUUACUCUCCGUGGAACCGAAGUUCCUUAAUGCGACGAACGAAAUGCGCCGGUUAUUUGGAAAUGUGGUCCUGGAAAACUUCGACCAGCCAGCGGAAGGCUCGGGUCGCAGGCGGGAUCGCAAUCGAGAAACAGUCGACCUUGGUCAAGCUUUGAUAGGAAGGUACAGCCCGGCCAGCAGAGGCCAGAGUCUCGCGGGUGUUACAUUGCGUCGAAAUGUUCUCAUGCAAGGAAAGGACGAGUGGCCGCGCGCUCCAAGUGGAGGCCUGGGCAUGGAGAUUGUCGAGAAGUAUCCUUUGGGCGACAUCCUCUACCGGAUCGUGCAUAAUGCGGCCUACCAGGAUGUACAAAGACAGUUCGAGCUUUGUGUCGAGUCGAUGGAUCCACAGCGGUUGAUUCAUCACCUCCAGUAUAAUCCCUACCAUAUCUCUACUCUUCUUCAGGUCUCCGAGAUCGCGAAGCAUCAAGGCGAUCAUGCGGUCUCUGCCGACCUUCUGGAGAGAGCGCUCUUCAACAUUGGGCGCUCCGCCCACUCCUCGUUCAACAACAAACUCAAGGAAGGCCAGGCCAGGCUCGACUUUUUGCACACGGAGAACCGAGAACUGUGGCUUGUUGGCUGGAGGUAUAUUGCCAACCUGGGCAUGAAGGGGACAUGGAGAACUGCUUACGAAUGGGCCAAGCUUCUUCUCAGCUUGAAUGACUCCGAUCCUUACUGUAUCAAACUGCUAAUAGACCAUCUGGCUCUGCGCGGUCGAGAGUAUGCGCAGUUCGUGGAUCUAUGCACCCAGACACGUUUCAGUCGUGACUGGGCUGAUCUCCCCAAUAUCCAGUGCUCGCUGGUGAUGGCUUAUCUGCGGCUGAACAAGCCUCACGAAUGCCGUCAGCAACUCCGCCUCGCCAUGUCUCGUUAUCCAUGGAUGUUCAACAGGCUGGCGCAGGAAUUGGAUCUUUCACAUAUCCCUAAGCAGAUUUGGGGCAAGAUGCCACCGACCGGGUCUCAUGAGCUCCUAACUGAGCUCUACAUUGCCCGUGCAAAAGACCUAUGGAAUACACCCGAAGCCGUGGCUCUUAUCAUGGAAGUUGCCGAUACUCUUUCUGGAGAAGAGCCCAUCGAACCACCAGAGAUCACUCUGGAUAUUGCUCGUCAUGUUGUGCUGUCUGAUAUCCCCAAAGUAACAACACACCUUCCAAACCACUUUGUGUCGGGCCGAAUGUCUUCUUCGGAUCCCCUUCCCCCUUACGAGUCCGAAGCCUUCCGUCAGCAAUCCGACCCAACCCCAGCCUACCUCUCACGGAUCCCCGAAGGUGGUCGACCGCAAUGGCUCCGUGAUCUUUUGGACCAGAUUAACGACGGAGCCAUUCACUUCCCCCGCUUCCAAGGAGGCGACGAAGAAGAAGAAGAAGGCGGCGAUGCUGCGCAGGAUGCAGCCACGGAUACUCGUGCAGGUGGCCGGGCCCGCGCAUUAGCUGGUGAUCAGCAAGUUCUCGAGCAAUGGCUCUUACAAGAUGGAUUGGAAUCUUUGCAAAUGUUCCUGCAUCAGCACGGUGUCGAUCGAGGCAAUUGGGGAGAUGUGGUGGACUAUGCUCCGCUAACGGAUUUUCUGGAGGCUCUCGAUGAAAUCCAGCCUGACGAUUCUCGUCAGCGGUUGAUGCAUGGACCUAUUCAAGAUGUCAUUGGUGAAUUUGCGGUCAGCAUGCUGGAAGAUGAGUUGGACAUGAUGGAAGAAGAGGAACUGUCUGAUAAUAACGAUGCAUAG